This is a messenger RNA of Leptinotarsa decemlineata (Colorado potato beetle), 1635 nucleotides long. RefSeq lists its product as uncharacterized. The record is from RefSeq and is a predicted model, not a curated record. Lineage: Eukaryota; Metazoa; Arthropoda; Insecta; Coleoptera; Chrysomelidae. Gene Ontology annotation, cellular component: cytoplasm. Gene Ontology annotation, molecular function: ubiquitin protein ligase activity; ubiquitin conjugating enzyme binding. Gene Ontology annotation, biological process: multicellular organism development; proteasome-mediated ubiquitin-dependent protein catabolic process.
GUAUUCUGCAUCUUUUUUUCUUUCUUGCGCUUUACCGCUUUAUUGAUUAAGCGGCGUUUGGCGUUGUUCUUGGUUUGGUGGCGUGUUGUUUGGGUAUCAUCCAAAAGUUUUGUCUAAAGUUCGUCAAUACAUCACUUAGGUUGGUUACCACGAAUUAUACUAUAAAAUAACCAUGGAUUCCUUCUUCAUCCCUCCAGAGAAUGUUAUCGAACAACUGAAAUGUUCCUUAUGCGACAGUUUUCUCUCUGUAUCUCCAGUAGCUCUCAUUUCAGAAGAUGGAAACCAAUAUAAGUGUGGUAGAUGCAGUGCGAUAAAGACUACUAUUAACACUAGAGCUACGAUAUAUGAACAUCUUGCAAAGUUGAUGACUUUUCCAUGCAACUAUAAAGACUGCGGGAAAAAAAUUCCUUUUGUUGAUAUCAAAGACCAUGAGAAAGUUUGUGAGCAACGCUCUGUUAUUUGUCCCAAAGCGAACUGUUAUGAAUCCAUAAAAGUUCAAAAAAUUGCUCAUCAUUUUAAGGAGAAACAUAGCGAAGUUUAUCAUACUAAUAUGUUUUGUAUCAAAAACGUGUAUGCUUACUAUAACAUUGAUGUCCUGGAGAAAAAUGGAAAGACAUACAUUAGCAUUUUUGAUUUCGAUGAUAAUAAUUUUGGAUUAAGCAUUUGCUCAACCGACCCUGCUGACAAUUGUCAGUAUGAAAUAAAAUUAAAAUCAGAUAAGAGUAAUUUCUCUAUUUCUAUCACUAAUCAGAAUAUUAUUUUGUUCAAUGAGAGAGAGCAUUGUUUCAAAUGUGUGAGUGGAAAUUGCAAAUCAAAGUUUCAUGUUUAUAAAGAUAACAGGAAGGAAAUUUCUAAGAGAAUGACUACUAAAAUAAAUAGGGACAGUGUUAAGAGAAUGUUUGGUCCUGGGCUGAUAACUUACACUAUCAAUAUUGUGGAAGAAGGUGAGAAAUCAAAGGAUAAAGAUGAUUCUAAGGUGGAGGUGAAAGAUGCUAUCAUAAGAAAAGCCAAGAAAAUUCUGCUUCAACUACUGGAAUGCCCUUUUUGUAAGGAGUACAUGAGCCCUCCCAUCUACCAGUGUCUCACUGGUCACACUAUGUGCAACACUUGCAAAUCUUCAUUAAGCAAAUGUUCCACUUGUGAUGCUGAUAUUGAGAAAACUCGAAACUACACCCUUGAAGAGUUAUCAAAGAAGGUUGAAUUGCCUCAGGGUGAUGAUAAAAAGCCCAAGAUCGAAGGUGGUUUGAAAAGAAAUUCUGAAGAAAAUGAUUCAGAUACUCCAGCCAAAAUUCAAAAGCAUUAAUUGAGUUUGAUUUUUUCAUUUUUUUUUAAUUUCUAUUAAUGUUUGUCAGUGUAUGUUUUAUUAGUAUAUACUUAUAAUUUGGCCUUUGACGUUACAUAAGGUUGACAAGAGUGUCAAGUGUUUUUUUUAGAUAGUUUCAAAUGAUUUCUUAGAAAUUUUGGUAAGUCUCUAGGUGGAAAAAAGUGCAAAUUUGUUGAAAGACAAUCUUUUCAUUUCAUUAAAAAAUUUUAUUCUAUAGAGAACGAAAACGUAAUUAUUGAUAAGAAUGCUGUAUCUUUCAAUCAAGAAUAUUUUUCAAAAAAAAAAGAAAAAUAAAAAUUAGAUCUAAAAAA